Messenger RNA from Alternaria metachromatica, 1101 nucleotides. RefSeq lists its product as uncharacterized. NCBI's taxonomy places the organism in Eukaryota, Fungi, Ascomycota, Dothideomycetes, Pleosporales, Pleosporaceae. The transcript is spliced from 2 exons. The coding region runs from base 1 to 1101 and encodes 366 amino acids. The record is from RefSeq and is a predicted model, not a curated record.
AUGGAUCUCCCAGGUAUAAGCAAAUUACAAGGACAAAUGCUGCUCUUCAAAGAUGCACCGGAUCUACAAGCCGCUCGCUGUAUGCCGAUAGUGGAGACGUCAGACGCCAAAGUGAUUGUGGACGUGAAAACGGGCGUGAUUCAAUCAUACGAGAUCAUCAGUUCUGUCGGCCCUGCAAAAUCAGCCUGGUCCGAAGUGUUUGUCCGACACGCGCUGACCCAUGGCAACGCAACGCAGCAAUAUGAUGAAGAAUACCGAGGGCCGUUGAACAUCACCACGAGUUAUGGAAUCUUAUUCAUGGGAUCCAUGUUAAAAGCCGCUGACUCUUAUUUCGGCGGUCCGCUGGGGACGUCACCCACGGAAGACCCCAGCGAUAAUGCCUUUGUCAUGCGCGACCCUGAAACCGGUAUGAACAUGGACCUGAUGACAUACAGCAUGUACAGCCUCGCCAACAAGAAUCCGCGGGCUUUGCUCGACUACGCAACCCUUGUUACCCACGCAAACCAUACCUUCCAAACGUUCUUCCAACACUUCAUCAGCAAUGGUCUAUCGUUAGAGCAAGGCGGUUGGGGGUAUCAAAAAAUCGGCGACAACAGUACACAAGCAUUAGGAGAGCCAGUGACACGGGAUGGUAGGGUUCUUCCGCGACGCAAGUACGAAGGUCUCCGCACCAACCGAACAGUUGAGGCAUUGGUAUCCCACCGAACCCAGGUUCUUCAUAUGAAUGCAAUCGCUACAUAUCUAUCGGUGGCAAUCAUCAUCUGGCUUAUAGGCACUACAGCCGUGGUCAGUUUUCUACAGCGAAAAUACACGGGUCCUUUGAUUCGCGACGUGCUACUCAUCGCCGACGUACUUGUACUUGUCGCAGGAAGCGAUCAUCUUCUGCGAUUAGUAGAAGAACGAGGUGUGGCACUCAAAAACGCGAAUGACGUCAAAACCAUGUUAGCGUGGUUCAAGGACAGAGACGGAGAGGUGCGUUGGGGUAUUGAGGUUGUUGGGGGCAGUGAUGCAGCAGAGUGGGUAGACGCCCCAAAGACCGGUUGGCAUGCGCAGGGUGGUUCGAGGCGGGGUUGGAUUCCAUGGAGAAAAGCGCAAUCGUAG